Cynara cardunculus var. scolymus (artichoke) is the source of this 1981-nucleotide messenger RNA. RefSeq names its product IRK-interacting protein. Bases 270 to 1736 code for a protein of 488 amino acids. The record is from RefSeq and is a predicted model, not a curated record. Lineage: Eukaryota; Viridiplantae; Streptophyta; Magnoliopsida; Asterales; Asteraceae. The transcript has 2 exons.
CAAUUUCAGCUGCUACGGUCAAAAUUUUGGGACCCACUCUCCCCUCCAUCAUUAACUACCCGACGAAUUAACCGACCCGAAUCCCUCCACCUUCAUUACAAUAUCCUUCAAUUCAAAUAACAACACAGAGAUCUACCCAGAUAUUGUGUUUGUUUGUGUGUUUGAAUCUUUGUACACGAAUUUUGUUUGCAGAUCAGAUGGUGGGAUGUUGAACUUUCUGUAUGAAUUUGAUGUGUAAACACAGAAACAAGUGAUUUCAGUUUACUUCCAUGGCUGCUGCCUUCUGUUCUUCUUCGUCUUCUUCCUCCAUUACUGCUUCCCUCUCUCCUCGUCCUCAUCCUCCUUUCACCCCUAUUCAGGAAUGUGAAAGAGAAGGAAAAGAAGAAGAUGAAUCUUGUGAGCAAAAUAGUGUAAGAGCUACGCCAAGUGAUUGUUCUGAAACCAACAAGGAAUCGUAUUAUGUUCAUCAACCGACACCUCUCCACCACAAUAACCCCAAAACCACCGUCAAAUCAACGAAAAAGAGAUCGGAAUCAUACGAUGCCGGAAAGAAUUCCGAUGACCGAGGGGUGUCAUGUAACAAAUGCAGACCAAGUGCUCGAGAAAAGUUCUCAGUGGUCCCACUUGAUACCACCACCGUCGGCCGUCACUCCACCGCCAGCCCGAACGGAUUAUUCAAAUCAAUUUUCUCAUCUCUCGUGAAAAGAAGUCCGAGAUCCGCGUCAUCGUCGUCGGAGGGGUUGAUGGCGGUGCCGGGAAAGGAGGAGCAAUGGAAGGGUGCGGUGGCUGAACUUUCUCAUAAGCUAAUUCAAGCUACAAAAAAGCGCGAUGAAGCCAUUCUAGAAGCUUCUAGAUUGAAAUUCUCCAUGGCCGAGCUUGAAAAAAAGCUCAACAAACUGGAAACGUACUGUCAUACUCUGAAAUCAGGACUCGAUGAUUGCACAAAUAAAUCAACCACCAUGAAACACGACCCAAUCAAGAUCGGUGAUCAUGACAGAGUGAUUGAACAUUUCCUGGUAUCAGUAUCAGAAUCUCGAUCAUCGAUGAGGCAUCUCAGCCGUUCUUUAACCGUGCAACUCCCACAAAUCGCCGGAGGAAAGCUAUAUGAUCGUAUACAAUUACUUCUUCAACCAUAUGAUAUCAAGAUUUCUGUAUCAACAAACCCCAGAAUCAUGCUUCUGUACCUUGAAGCUCUCCUCAACAGAGCAUUUUUCGAAGAUUUUGAAUCACCCGGGUUUCAAAAAUCCGGGUCGAACCAUACCCUCAACCCGAUCCACAGAUGCGAACGAAAUUUCAAAUCUUUCAUUCAUUUAAAGGAGUUAAGUUGGGAAGAAGUUUUAAACAAAGGCACCAAACAAUUUAGUGAGGAGUUCAGUAAAUUUUGUGACCGGAAGAUGAGCGAGGUUGUAAGCAUGUUAGGGUGGACCAGGGCUUGGCCCGAACCGCUUCUACAAGCAUUUUUUGGUGCAUCAAAGUCUGUGUGGUUGGUACACCUGUUGGCUAACUCAGUACACCCAGGACUACCCAUUUUUAGGGUGGACAAAGGGGUUCGGUUUGAUUCGGUGUACAUGGAGGAUAUGGGUGGAGACAAGGCGAAGAAGUUCAUUUCGCCAACGGUUCGAGUCAUGGUUGAACCCGGGUUCUACAUCUAUGGAAAUGUGGUGAAGUGCAAGGUCAUAUGCAGGUACCAUAGCAACAAUGGGUUUAUAAAUGUUUCCCCAAAUAGUAACCCUUAAUGAUUAAUUAACUUUGGUGUAGUUUGGAAUAGUGUUUUAUGGUUUGCCUUUUAGGGUUUCUUGGGUCAACUAAAAAAGGGUUUUUUAUGCAACAUAGUUGGGUUUUGGAUACUAUAAUUAUUAGAUUAUGGGUCAAAGGGAAAAGGGUUUGUGGUUUCUUGUUGCUUUUGUUCUUGUUGGAGAUGGGUCUAUGUGGCUUUUAAAACCCUAGGGAGAGAAUAAUAAAAGUGCUUUGGAUUGGAAUC